Microcebus murinus (gray mouse lemur) is the source of this 4669-nucleotide messenger RNA. NCBI's taxonomy places the organism in Eukaryota, Metazoa, Chordata, Mammalia, Primates, Cheirogaleidae. The record is from RefSeq and is a predicted model, not a curated record.
CAUGGCACUCUAGCCAGGGCAACUCAGUGAGACUAUGUCUCAACAACAACAAAAAGAUACUUGUUGAGCUCCUGCUAGGAGCCAGUAGAUGUAGCAGGGAGGCCCUCCGUCCCCUAGGUAGACAGUGGCCUGCCCUGGGGGCUCCCAGUCUGAGUGCUUACGUGGUGAGCACAAAAUGGUCAGCACUCCGCCUCGAAGACAUUGGCUGCCUGAGAGCUGAUGUGGAAGGAAGCUGAGGAAGGAGCAGUUUCUGGGCCCAGGUCCGGUCCAGCCCAGGGCUGGGUGUCAGGCGGGCCUUCCCUGUGUUCUCUUCUUACUGGGGUGGGUGACAGGGCAGAUAGUGACUCACUGAGCUCUCAUUGGGGGCCAACCGGAGCUCUCUCCACCUUUCCAUGGACCAGCUUCACUCGUCUUCAUAGCACCCUGGGAGGUGGGUGCCGUUAUGUUUCUCAUGACACAGAUUUGGAAAUAGGGCAGUGGGGAGAGUGGCUCCUGGGCCACAGCAGAAAGGUGUUUUAGCGGAAAGGUGUGUAGCAAAGGCUAGGCUGCUCCCGGUUUGUGGGAGCUGGCAGGGUGGCCCCAGAGUGAGACCUUUGGGAUGAAGAUGAGUGAGUGGGUGUCCUCGUGGUCGGUGUGUAGGUGGUGCAAGGGAGAGGGCUCUGGACAGCUGGGAGUCCCAGCUGGAGAGACCACUCUGGAACACAACCCAAGCAGCCCCAAACCUUCUACCAAGGACAAGACACCAGCCCUUGUCUCGUCUUUUGUUAAUGCAUCUGAACACCCUCAGGAAACACAUUUCAGCCCUGGAUAGCACUGCAGGGUGUAUCACUCUGCCACUCUGCUUACCUCCAGGAGCAAGUGGGGGAGGUGAUGCUUACCUCCCUACAUGGGGGAGGAGGGCUGGGGCUGCAGGGCCACCACCAUGAGGCUCAUCAUUAAAACCCAGAAGGUGGAGGAAGUCAGGCUCUUUGCCUUGGUGACCGCCAGCUGAGCCCUGCCUGGCUCUCUCCUGCUGCCAAAGGCCCAGGCUCCUCCAGCUGUGAGUCUGCCUGCUGGGAGAGCAGGAGGGGGCAAUGCGGUGUGCCCUUCUCUUGGAGCAAGGAGCCUGCCCAACACACCCCACAGAUUCCUCUCUUCUUCCUGGGCAGAACUGCAUCCUGUGACCCUGCCUGAUUCGCCGAUCUUAGAAGGCAAAAUGUGGCCAGUGUCAUUGGCCUUGACCAUGAAAACUGGCUCCCUGGGGAAUUCACCCAGUCUGACCUGAAACAGCUGCGGAGAGGUAGAGAAGCAGCAUCAGGUGUUUUUGGUGAGGAAGUGGCAGGCAUGCUGGCAGGAAACCCUGUGCCUCCACUGACCCUGCUGAGCAGAAAGGGGGCAGUGCAGGACAGGAGUCACUUUGGAAGAUGGUUGGAGGCUGUUCACUCCGGCAGGGUCCUCCAAGGGAGCCUUGGUGUGUGUGCAGAACGGGGCUCUUUGCUUGGGUGUUGGGAAGGUCACAGAGUCUGGGGCCCUUUGGGAUUACCCAGGGGUCAGCUGGAUGCUGUGUUUUUCUGGAGUUAGGUGCCUGCAUGCUCAUUCGCCUGAAUUCUGGGGGCUGGGUCCAGGCUGGGUGGUGGAUGGUUUUAGCUAUGUCUUGACUGUUGACUGUUAUAAACAGUGGUGUGUGAGGCUCCUGGUUAAAUACUGUGAGAUUCCAAGCAGAACUGUGGAGUCUCCUGGUAUGUGGUAGAAUUCCAGUAGCUCCACCCCAUUCUUCUCCAGGGCCCCAUGUCAGACUUCAGUUUGAUUAGGACACGGGGGUGUCUGUUUUUUGACCUCCUCUCCAGCGCAUGUCAAAACAUUUAAUAUUUGCCAAUCUGAUGGGUUAAAAUGGUAAAUCAUUGGGGUUUUCCCUAAUUUCUAGUGAGACUGGACAUCUGUUCCACUUAUCUACUGCUGUGUAAAAGUCAUCCCAGCCAUCCGGGUGACCUGCACGGGCUCCUGCGGGGUGUCCAACAAGGCCAAUGAUGCUGCCUGGGUGGUGGAGGAGGGCUACUUCAGCAGCUCCCUGUCGCUGGCCGACAAGGGGAGCCUGCCCACCGGAGAGCACAGCUUCCCCUUCCAGUUCCUGCUUCCUGGAUCACAAGUGCAGCCGUGUGUUCUAUAUCUUGAGCCCCCUGAAUCUGAACAGCAUCCCAGACAUCGAGGGAUCCAGCCUGCCCCCAGCUGCUAAGUCCCUCCCUGGUCCUCCCCCCCCCAAGCAACCCAAUGUGGCCUCUGCCACAAAGAAGUUCUCCUACAAGCUGGUGAAGACAGGCAGCGUGGUCCUCACAGCCAGCACCGACCUCCGCGGCUACGUGGUGGGGCAGGUGCUGCGGCUGCGGGCUGACAUCGAGAACCAGUCGGGCAAAGAUACCGGCCCCGUGGUGGCCAGUCUGCUGCAGAAAGUGUCCUACAAGGCCAAACGCUGGAUCUAUGACGUGCGGACCAUCGCGGAGGUGGAGGGUGCAGGUGUCAAGGCCUGGAGGCGGGCACAGUGGUGGGAGCAGAUCCUGGUGCCUGCCUUGCCCCAGUCAGCCCUGCCGGGCUGCAGCCUCAUCCACAUCGACUACUUCCUGCAGGUCUCCCUGAAGGCGCCCGAAGCCACUGUGACCCUCCCGCUCUUCAUUGGCAAUAUUGCUGUGAACCAUGCCCCACUGAGCCCCCUGCCAGGCCCGGGGCCGCCUCCUGGGGCCCUGUCCCCAGCCGUGCCUUCUGCACCGCCCCAGGAGGAGGCUGAGGCUGUGGCUGCUGGCCCCCACUUCUUGGACCUGGACUCCCUCUCCACCAAGAGCCACUCGCAGCAGCAGCAGCAGCAGCAGCAGCAGCUUCCGCCUGCCGCCCUGGUUUCCAUGCCUGGCGCCUCUGAGCCCCGUCCUCAGGAUGGCAGCCCCGCCCCCCACCCACUGCCCCCUCCCCUGUGCAUCUCCACAGGUGCCACUGUCCCCUACUUUGCAGAGGGCUCCGGGGAACCAGUGCCUACCACCAGCACCUUGGUCCUUCCCCCAGAGUACAGCACGUGGGGCUACCCUGAUGACCCUGUUCUCUCCCUGCAGAGGCCCCACCAUCCUACGAGCAGAGCUGUAGCGGUGCUGACCCUGGCCUGACGCCUGGGAGCUGACCCCUGGCCUGAUCCCCCAGGAGCUGACCCUCAGGAGCUGACCCCCAGGAUCUGACCCUCAGGAGCUGACCCCUGGGCGCUGACUCCCAUGCUGCCUUCUCUGGGCGGGCCUGUCCUCUGCUGUGGGACUGGGGCGCCCAGGGCCUCGUGCCUUCACUCCCAGCCUGCCCUGGAGCACUCAGGACCUGCCCAGCCUCUGCCUGCGCCCUGGAGUUGGCCCUCCUUUCCCUGGGCUGGGCGGGGCGGGGGCGGCAGGGAGCUGGACCUGGAGAGACUACUCAGUAAAUAAAGGCUUUGUAGAGCUGGGCAGAGGCCAGCCUCCUGGGCACCCUCCAGCCUCAGUGGCCUGGCCUCACACCGCCCCUCCCCUCCUGGGCACACCAGCUGCUCUGGUGGCCGGGGCCGGAGUGUGUGGUCCUUUACCCAGGCUGGGGCUGGCACUCAGCUGCCCCAGAGUGCGAAAGGAUGUGCCUGCGAAGUCCAGAGCCUGGCGUGGUCUUGGCACUGAUCAGAGCUGCAUCUGUGAGGGGCCGCUUCUGCACCCAUCAGUAUUUGCCUUUGGCCUGCCGGUCUGUCCCUCAGGCCCCUGCUGACCCCACGCCUGUGCUUGGCUCCCCCUGCCCAAGCCUCUCCUGCCACAUCUGACAUCUGAGGGCCUACUCUCUAGGCCCCAAGGGCAAAGUGAACCCUCGGGUUGCACAGGGCAUGUUGCUGAAGGGGCGUCCCGCAGACUCAGGUCAAAUUCCUGCUCCGCCAUGGGGUGAAGGGGUGACCGUGAGUAGGUGUGUAGUUACCUUAUCUAUCUGACAAGCUCAUGGGACUAUUAGGGGACAUGUUGAGUGUUUCCCUUCCCCCUAUGUAGCAUGAUAGAAGUCUAUUUCUUGAACAGUCCAGAGGUGGCAGAUCUAGGCCUGGUGGUACAGCUGUCAUUCUCAAGCAGUGGCUUUCACCCCUGGGUCCUGGGUGGCUGCUCCACUUUUCACCAUCGCCCAGCCUAUCGGGCCUGCACCUCCAACUUUUUGAGGCACAGACUGGAAAGUGGAUCAUAUCACUUUUUGCCCUCCCUCCUCUCCGCCUUGUUGGAAAUGUGGUCUUUAGCCAGCGGCCAUGUACCUGGCUGAAAUUUUACUAAUUGUGGGACAAGGGGAGCAUAAAUAUUGGAGAAAAGCAGGAAGUAUGCCACCAGUGGGAUGAUCUGUGAGCCGCCUGCUGGUUGAAAGGAAAGCCUGCCUGGGUUCGAAUCCCAUCUCCAUCUCUCGGCAGCUGAGAGACCAUGAAUGCUCUCAGCUCCCUUGGUUUGGUUCUCUUACAACACGUGGGUAAGAGCAGCACUCGGCUCUCGGGACACAUGUGAAGUUUACAGUGUUAACACGUGUGCUGAGAGUAGCACCUGACAUGAUGAGUGGUCAGUGGUCAUUCGGGUAGGGUGGGUCCAGCUGACUGCAAAAUGGGAGUGAAACAGGUGCCUGCAGCCUCUUUCUGAUACGUUCAUUUAUGGUUGACGUUUGCCUGGUAAAGGACUUUUCUUCA